AUGAAAGGCGUUUUUGAGCGGCGGGAACUUGCUCUGCGCUGGAACACGAGUGAGCGAGUGGAGGCGUGUGUAGUGGACAGAUGCAGUUUGAUCAUCAGCCUCAUUCAUAACCAGUUUGGGAGUGACCAAAGCCGAACACAUCCUUUAGAUAAAAUAAAUAUUUCAGAUUUCUAUGGACUGAUCAGUCCAGGCCUUACCUGCUACUUAAACUGCAUUCUUCAAGUGCUUUUCAUGACGGAAGAAUUUAGAGCCCGAAUUAAAAGAUGCAACGAUGAUGCAACAGCACUUGACAAACGUAUGAAGUGCUUAUUCACCGCUUUGGAGAAGAAUCAGGCCAGAACACAUGACAUUGCUCGUAUAUUGGGCAUUGCAGACGUUUAUGAGCAACGAGAUGCUGCAGAAUAUUUUGAAAAAAUGUUGUGUUUGAUGAAUCCACACGCAUCUAAGAUAUUCAAAGGGGGAUUGGAGCACACUACCACAUGUUGCACAUGUAAGAGCAGAAAUAAUGCGCUGGGCUUUUUCUGGAUCCUACCGUUGUCUAUCAAAGACCCAUAUGGAACCUACAUAGUGGAAAAGGGAUUUGAGGACUACUUUCGCAAAGAAAAAGUCAGUGGUGAGAACAAAAUAUACUGCGGCACCUGUGAUGAAAAGCAAGAUGCGAUUGUAAUGUGUGAGAUGACGCAGCCUCCAGAAAUACUGACGCUUCUGUUGAAGAGGUUUCACUACAACUCUUACCUCCAGGGCAACGUCAAGGUCGACUGUGAAGCUCAAGUGCCUCUCGUUUUACACAUAAAGGAUUGUACGUACGACCUGUAUGCUUUGGUGAAACACUAUGGCCAGCUAACCGGAGGACAUUACGUGGCAUUGAUUUACUCUUCUCAAACCAAAGAGUGGUAUAGUUUCAACGAUGAAACAGUUAGACUAGAGAGAAAAUACAUGUUAAAAAAAACAUAUUUGAGAUCUCGCUCAUCGUAUCUUCUCAUGUACAAGAAAAGAAGUAGAAAUCCUGAAAACCGUAAUACCAGAGAUGACGACGCGGAGGUCGAGGAGAAAUCAGACGAGGAGGCGGAGAAGGACCCACACACUGCACUGCAGACUCCCAAACACAGCACCAGGGAAAACAGGGAGCGCAGCAGACAGUCAGAGGUCGCCAUGGAGAUGAUAUGA
Molecule: messenger RNA, 1167 nt
Organism: Knipowitschia caucasica
Lineage: Eukaryota; Metazoa; Chordata; Actinopteri; Gobiiformes; Gobiidae
Source: the annotation of a GenBank genome assembly